Messenger RNA from Phytophthora infestans T30-4, 3264 nucleotides. RefSeq lists its product as uncharacterized. The record is from RefSeq and is a predicted model, not a curated record. Lineage: Eukaryota; Oomycota; Peronosporomycetes; Peronosporales; Peronosporaceae. The transcript is spliced from 2 exons. Bases 1 to 3264 code for a protein of 1087 amino acids. Gene Ontology annotation, molecular function: protein binding.
AUGGCUCUAACCCGCAGGGCUAGUGGCCGACCUGGCGCUGACUCGGAAGCGUCUCCGUAUCUCCUUGAGCUACGUCGUCAGCUUCCGAGCGUCGGGUCGUCUCAGAAGGCCCGACGUCGAUUGUCGACUCAGCCUCCAGGUCCUGCGACGGAGAAGAGCUACGCUAUCUGCUCGUCGGUGCAGCUCGCGUUGCAGGAGCCUCUUGCAACUGUUCAUCUUGAAGUUACAGAUGUGAGCUGUGCAAGACUGCAGCACAGGCUAUUGGGUACGAAACGCUACUGGUACAGGUCGGUCAAGCAGGAGAAGCAAGGCAAGAUCCGCUGGGAGGUAAAGAUGUAUCAGAUAUGCUGUAGGAAGUCGACGGUUGAGGCACUCUUGAAGUGCACCUGGCACAUGAUGCCGAGACUCUCCAGCGAAGAUGUUGCAGUCAAGUCUGCUGGCUUUUUCGAUACGGAGAAAGCGGCGAUGACAACGCUGGAAGCUGCUGUAAAGUCACGAGAUAUUACGAAUCCAUUCACAGGUUUAAGUGUGCGAAAAAACGAGCUACCUCUGCAGCUGGUCAAGUAUUUCCAAAUAGUGAUCGUGUCGGAUAGAUUCCAAAGGAAGGCACAGAACGAGCGCCUUGAAAUGAUCUACAGACUGCUCCUGGACGCAGCUCCGAAGUCUGCCAAUGCACAAGAAGACAUAGAGACGAAGCUUGCUCAUCAGCAAUCGGGCUUGCUGUGGCCGACAAUCAAGUCCCGCUUGCGUGGAUUCUCGACUAUUGGAAAUAACGUCGUUGCUCUCCCAGUCUGGAGAUCGCUGGAGUGCCACUUCACAAUUUGUGCGAAAUCAUCGACUCAGUGGAGAGCUGGGCGAAGCAGACAGGAGAUCGAGCGGCCGUUUACUGAGCGUUUCGGCUUGAGUCAUCUUGCCAAUGACCGAGCUUUUAAUGUGAAUCCCGGAGUACUUCCAGCAUCUCGGGGCCUCGCUGAGUUAGUAUCGCUGAACCAAGAGGAUCUCUACUCCAUGCAGAGGACGGAAUCGAUGCCGCACUUUUACCAUGGAUUACCCGAUGAAGUGAAGCGCAUGAUCGCUGAGGAGCAAGCCAAAAUGGCGCAAGGGCGAGCAGACUCGAUCGCUUUCCAGAAGCUCACAACGAACACAGAGGGCGCCUUCGUUAGAAGGUAUCUCAAACGUCGACGUGAAUAUGUGCAGGUGGCCAUCAAAUUACAGCAGCUCUAUCGAAGCAACAUGCACAGCAAAACCUUACGACGAUGCUAUCGCCAGCAGAUCGGUGCUAUGGCACUUCAGCGCCUAUUUCGUGGCCACCAACGGCGUAAGUACUCAAGAGCUUUCUUCCGCGUUGUCACGUGUGCUGCGCUCAUCAUUCAGUCAGUCUAUUGGUCGUACAAGUCUAGACAUGAUACCAAGGCGAUGCGUACGCGAUACCAGCGCGCAACACUCGAUAUCCAGCGAGUAUGUCGUGGGUUUCUCGGAAGAGGACACGCCCGGCGAUUACGUCGCCUGGAAGCUAAUGCGGUCAUUAUGGAAAAACUCGUGAGGGGGUUUAUGGGGAGGCGUCGAGCUCGGCGUGUUUUCUUAGCCCAGCACAAGCAACAAGUCGUUAUUCCUGCAUGCUUACGUAUCCAGAGGGUAUGGCGAGGGCAACGUGAUCGAGUAUUAGUUAACGGUAAACGACAAGAAAGAGAGAAAGCUCGUGUAUACAUUCCUGCUGCCGUGCGAAUCCAGAAGUUGGUCCGAGGUUUCUUAGCUCGAUGUUCAAAGUUAUGGCGUUCUCGCCGAUUCUUCCGGAAGUGGAUGGAUCUCAUGGAGUUGCGCCGAAUGGAUCGGAUGGCGUCGCAAAUUGGUUCGAUUGCGCGAGGAAUUCUCACAAGGAAGUUUAUUCAGCGCGAAAAGCAGAAGCGGCACUUUCGACGUGUAAUUGAACCGUCCGCCGCAAGAAUUCAACGCGUAUUCCGUGGCUACAUUGUGCGAAAGAGACUCGAAGGCAUCCGCGACCAGAUUGAAGCUGCCAUAACGUUGCAGCAAAUGUGGCGCUCCAGAUCCACCGUCAAGACGAUUCGAGAGAAACUACGUGGCUUUCGACUCGCGCUUCGUGAGUCCGCAGCUGGAAGAAUUCAACGGUGUUAUCUCUGCUACCGGGCACGACAAGAACUUGACUUUCGUCGUCUCACACACCACGCACGGUACGGGAAGGCUGCACUUGCCGCUCAAGCAGCUUGGAGAAGUUAUUGCAGUCGGAAGCAGCUGAAAGAGUUCCGAUUCUGCUCCACGAUCGAACGCAAGGCGACGUCGCUUACCCAGUCGAAAGAGGACCGUGAAAUGAUCGAGUUCGACGUUUUCGACGCUCGUGCCGAUUUGAAACGUGUUAUGAAGUACAAGGCCAAGAUGCUGCGUCGAAUCAGGGAGAUGAAGGAGAUGCGAAUUGAGUGGGAACGACGACAACCGGUAGUUGAACAGGAAUUGAGUCAACUCACUGAGGAAGACAUGGAUCGAGGCUGGGGCGAAGCAUUCGAGACUGAAAAGCACCUUAUACACUUCAGUCUCGAGCUCAGUCUGGAAGAUAUUCUCUCCAAAAAGCAGCAGGUGAGGGAGUACGAAGAAGAAAUUGAGGACUUGCGUAUCGAACUGGAAGAUCUGGAACGCGACAUGGAAGAGUGCAUUUUGAACGAGACCAUGGAACUCGAGUCUUAUCGCGACGUGGAGCUACAGAGAGCUGCGAUGAUGUUUGCCGACGAGAGGGCUCGGAGAAUUCGAUUGCAGCGCAUUCGAUGGGGCACGAGGAACGUGCGUAAAUAUGUCGUGGCGCGUGAGCGUAAAGACCUUCAACUGUUACAGAAGGAGGCGUUGGAUAAACGCCAAGUGGAGGAAUUGGGUGUACUGGCGUUUGAGAAGAAGCAGUUUGUAAAACGCAAGUUGAAGCAGGCAAUUGAAGAUGCCGCGAGGUCACGAGCCAAGCAGGGCGAGGUGAUGAUGGCGAUGAAGCGUGAUUCCAGCAUCGUCCAUGGAUUUAAGGAGGCUGUUCAGAAGAUGCACGCGAUCACUCAGGAGUAUUCGUAUCACUAUCGACUGCCGAAGACCGAUCUCCGAGAAGAUCUAGACUCUGUAAUGUGCUCUGGGUGUGGCCGUGUCACCUGUGACUGUCAUUUGAAGGGAAAUGAGAUAGCUGAUGAGGAAGGAGCUACAAUGAAGCAAUAUGCAAACAACGCAAUGAUCAACACACGCAACAGACUAGCAAAACGUUGGCGAUACCAAGAUUGA